CUCGGCAAAGUCCCAACCACAAAAGUUGAUUGUUUGGAAGAAUUCGCGACGGCGGCGGUUCGGGUUUCGCGUGUGUGUUUAAAUUCGCGUUAGAGACGUCUCGUUGAACGACGUGGUUAACAACAAAGUGGCUUCGUCAGCAGUUUAUUUGAUGUGGAAAUAAUAGAAUCAUACCCCAUGCAACGAACAGUAUUCACCAGUUCCUUAAGUAAGUGUGUUGCUAAACUCCAGUUCCAAAGCAAACGAAUUUCCUGCUGCAGAAGCAAACUGUGUGUGCAGUGUGUUUGUGUGUGUUUCAGUGUCUCAAACAUUAUGGCGUGAAAUAGGUGUCACUGCAGUUAAUUCGACCAAGUGUGAAUUCCUGAACUGGACUGCGUGACCGGUGACCGGCACCGGCAAACUUCAACAUGGGCAAAACUACGAGUAAAUUAGAUAAACGCCGAUCACAAAGUAUCUCCUGGAGUCACAAGUUUGGAUCGCUGAACCGGCGCCGGAAGAAUGCCGGCGGCCCUUCGAUGGUCAUAACAUCGUGCCCCCACCUGGAGGUGCCCGGAUGGCUGACUCGGCUGGAUCUGGACGAGUAUCAAGACAAAUUCAAACAGUUCAACGGCGUCGAAGACUUCCUGUAUUACAGCGAGGCGGACAUCAAGAAGCUGGGUAUUCGCAACAAUGCUCACCGAGCGCGGAUCAUCAGCAGCCUGGUAGCACUGCGGGAGAACCCAUCAACAGGAAGUUUAAAACGCGCAGAAACGCUACGAAAAGUGGUCCGGCACAGUGUGGCGGUUGAUUCCAGUCGACAAGUGGAACAGAAUGAAUCUCAGGAUGCUGUCUAUGAGUGUCUGACGGCCAGCAACGCGAAGCAAAGUAAGAGCCUGGGCGAUCUGUUAGAUAUGGAAACGACGACCCCGGACGGCGGCAACGAGUCGGUCGCCCUGAAGAAGGCCCUCGAGUGGGAGCUGUCGCUGGACUCGCGGGAUCUGCGGUCGCACGCCUGGUACCAUGGGCCGAUUCCACGGCAGCGGGCCGAGGAGAUCGUCCAGAAGGAGGGCGACUUCCUGGUGCGCGAUUGCGUCUCCCAGCCGGGCAACUACGUGCUGACGUGCCGCACCAAGGGCCCCACGCUGCACUUUGUUAUCAAUAAGCUACUGAUUCAGCCUGAAACCGUAUACGAGAGAGUACAAUAUCAGUUCGAGGACGACGCCUAUGACACAGUUCCUGAUUUGAUAACGUUUUAUGUAGGCUCAGGAAAAUCCAUUUCGGCAGCCUCCGGAGCACGGAUCCAGUUCCCCUGUAAUCGACUGUACCCGCUGUCGUUCUACGCUUCCAAGUAUGGCCAGCACGGCGGCAUCGGUGGCAUCCGAGGGCCCAGCCCACUUAAUUCGCCCUCGCCGGUGCCCUCGUCGCCUGGAUUUAGGUACAACCCGUACACCCAGCAGCCAAACACAUAUCGAAGUCCGAUGUCUUCGCCCCCGCGAACCAAGCGCGAAACCCCGCCCCGUCUUCCCUCGAAGAAGCAGCGGUCCCAGUCGUUGACGCCGCUGCAGGGCGGUCCCCAACCCGGCCAGCAGCGGUACUGCAGCGCCGACGGUGUGAUACAACCCCAGCCCGGGCAGCAGCAGCAGCAGCACCAGUCCAACGGCGGUUCCGACAGCAAAACUCUUCCAAAGCAACCUUCCUCGCGGUUCACCACCACCGGUUCGACGGAAAAGUGCAACAGUGCCGAUGGGGUUAUCCAUGGGACGGGUAAUUCUGGCAGUUCUGGUGGGGAGGAGAAGUGCUCCAGCGCGGAUGGGGUGGUCAAGACGUCGAUGUCACGUUCUGGUUCGCAAUCGUUGCCACGGUCGAACAGUUUGAGAUCUUCCCAUGGUAUGAUGGGUUCGCGAACGUCCAGCAUCAACAAGGAGUCCAGCGAACACUCGCUCAGUCCUUGCAUUGAGCAGAAGCAGUUUGCCGAGGACGAGGAGGAGGCGGACCAGGCGCCAAGUCCUCCGCCGAAGCCGAUUCGGGGUGGAGGUGGUGGCAACGGAGGUGGACUUCACCGGAAAGAUUCUAUGAAGGAAGCAGAUCCUCACGGCGCGAUCCAUCGGAUGGGCUCGUACCAUCCGAGUGGUUCCGACUCGGGCAACGGAUCUGGAGAUUCGGCCCAGAGUUCGGCGGCCGGUGAAGAGAUCGUGCCGCAGCAUCGCGGUGGAGUGAUCCUGAAGAAUCCGCGCUUCAUCCCACACUCGAUGUCCUCGAUCACGCUCCGAUCGUACGCCGAUUUUGAUCCGCUGGCCGCCGAGGAGGCCCUGUUGGCGAUGAGCGCCCCAGUAUUCGAGCAGGUCUCGAGAUAUGAUUUGGAAAAUUUCAACACGCUUCUGUUGCCGUUCUGUGAUUACAAACCGCUCGAUAGUGGAACGCUGUCAACGUUCCGGAUGAUGCUGCAUGAAACUGGUUCGCGGGUCAUCGCAACUCACCUCACCAGAGUGGAUAUUAGCUUAAUUUUAGAGAAAGACGAAUCCCUGCAGGACAACCCGCUCAACUGCACCGGUCUGGAGCUGAUCACGCUCGAGCAGGGCCGCCAGUUCCGGCUCGAUCUGAUCGAACGCACCGAGUGCAUCAAGCUGCUGGUCGCGGUCACCAUCCUCACCUGCCAGGACGACCUCGAGCGGGCCGAAACGCUCAACAAGUGGAUCCAGGUGGCGGUUGAAACCAAAACUGCCCUCGGCAACCUGUUUGGCUUCUGUGCCAUCAUGCUGGGGCUGUCGAUGCCACAGAUUCAAAAGCUCGAGACCACGUGGCACACGCUGCGCCAAAAGUACACCGACAGUGCAUUUAAUUUCGAAGCCAAACUACGACCAACGCUCAACAGCAUGAACGACUGCUCGAAUCCGCAGGCACCGAACACGACGAUACCGCACUUACUGCCAUACAUACUGGUUAAGGAUCGCACCAUCAACGACGUACUAGUUGACCCGUCCCAGGCGCAAAGCUCGACCCUCGUGCAGAGCUGCGUGACCACGUGGGAAACCAUCAGCCAGGACUUUGGCUUCUCGAUACUGUUUGCCCACCUGGACGCGGCGCGGAGUUUCGUCAACAACCUGUCGCUGUACAAGAAGAACGCGGCCGGCGUGAUGCAGGACACCAGCCGGUACGAUGCGCUGCUCGAGGACGCGUUCCGGACCGAGUUCCAGGUCAAGUUCCUGUGGGGCUGCAAGGGCUGUUUCGUGCCGGCCGAGGAUCGCCACGCCAAGUUCGAGCACGUGCUCAGCGUGAUGGCGGACAAAUUCUGCGGAGGAGCCGCAGAACCCCACACACUCAACGCUGCCGGCUAA
Molecule: messenger RNA, 3314 nt
Organism: Culex quinquefasciatus (southern house mosquito)
Lineage: Eukaryota; Metazoa; Arthropoda; Insecta; Diptera; Culicidae
Product: breast cancer anti-estrogen resistance protein 3 homolog
Exons: 15
Coding region: 408-3314 (968 amino acids)
Biological process (GO): small GTPase-mediated signal transduction; positive regulation of peptidyl-serine phosphorylation
Molecular function (GO): guanyl-nucleotide exchange factor activity; phosphotyrosine residue binding
Source: RefSeq, a predicted model, not a curated record